AUGACGCACCUCGAUCUCGCACCCAGCACAUCAUCGUCAUCUGCCUUGCAGGUCUCCGCACCGCGCAACGUCCGACAGGUCUUCUUGGCAGAGUUUGACGAGCGUAAAGGCCCGACCAUCGUCUUUGCCCAUCCUUUGCCAGCUCCAAACCUCGAAUGGAGGUCUCUUCCAUCCGGCUCUCACGCGCUCGAGCAUCCAGACAUCAUAUCCUUCCUGACCGAAAAUGAGGAUGAACACAGUGUAGUCGCUGCCGUCGUGAGGAGUCGGAGUACAGCAGGAGAAGAGGGUGCGGAAUCACGGGGAAAUAGGGUCAUCACUGUUGGUGCUGUCCUGGCUUGUGCAGACUCGACGCCGGCAUCGCAUCACUUUGCCUCGACGCUGCAUACCGCAGCGCUUACCCAACUUGCUGAACGCCUCUCAUACACGCCCAACGACACUGCGGCGCUUCGAGAGUGGCAGACAAAUCUGGCGCAGAGCGAUUCGGGUACGUCAGCAGACUCGGAGGCUAGGAAGGCGGCGGGCGAUGCGCGACGACUGCGCUCCCCGAAUGAUAGUCUGCUCUCGCUACCUUCGCUGUCAUCCGCCCUCGGCCCUCUCCUACCCGUUGUACUGAAGAGGUGCUUGACGCCGCACCAUCGGCUCUUGAUUUUCUCUCCCGCCGGUGUGCCAACAUCCAGAGCACUCACUAUUCAUUCCGCUCUGGCCGAGCUGGCUCAUGCAGCUGGUGCUUUUCCCCUGGCUCGCGGACUGCUCGCACUUCCAGACUUGGGCAAGCUCAUGACGGAGCAAAGUAGAGAGGGAGGAUGGAUUGCGGUCACGCCGGAUGCUCUCUUUCUCGAAAAGCCGCAGCUUUCUGACACCAUACUGGACUUGAGACCCUUGGCUACGGGCUCAGAAGCAUCUAGCAACUUGCCGACGUUGCAAUUGACAGCGAAUUUACCACCAGCGGCCGGGCGGACCGUACCCAACUUCAGACUUAGCAAAGCGGUCUGGGGAGCGGCAGAUUUUGCAAUUUGGAGGAACAUGGAAGAUGCAAGCAUACUGCGUGCGCGAAAGAAGAGGCGACGCCCUUCAGAAGAUCGACGAGGCGAGGCAGGCUUGCGCGGUCAGUUGGCCCAAAGCUCCAACAGGCAGGUGGCAGCACCUGCAGAUGCGAGCCGCACAAGUCUGAUCGUCGCCCUCAUCAGGUACUUUCUUGCAGGUUGGCUCUGGUUCCCACUUCUCGGUGCGGGCUCCGCUUACGGCACACCUGCAUAUGGCUGGGUCCCCACCAACGUCCGGAGCGAUGGAGGCGCAAUCGGGAGCGUGAUGCUGCUAGAAGAUGAUGAUGCGCAGCAUAGCGACUCGAGCGGCUCGGAUACUACAGGCUCGGCCGAACAUGUGGCUCCAGCGGCGACGCGUGCGCAUAAGAGCCUCUCGACCAGCACUCAAGCGGACUCGUCUGCUUCGUCCGGUCUCAGAGCAAGAAACGCGGGUCGCGACCGCUCGGGCUCUAGCAUAUCGAGCAGUAGCAGAGCCUUCGAGGAGGAUGAAGAUCCACUAAUUGCAGCGGCAGGCGGUAGCCUCGCAUCGCGACGACGGCGAUCUGUCGUCAACGUAGGCGACAUUUUUAGCGCGCAAAGCGCAUCCCAAAGCGGUAUACUUCGGGACGGUCAACCUGCUCAAGCUCGGCUCGCUGACGCCCUAUUUCAGGAGUGGUCAUCGUGGGCUCAAAGCGUGCGCCAGGAUGUGCUGGCAAAAGUUCGGGAGAUGAGAGAUGUUCGACCUGCGCCACCGCUGCAUGAGAUUGGUCACCGGGUGAUGAGGGAGAUGGACCUGAGUGCGAGGUCAGACUGGGAUGUGGAUCUGGUCGUCAAGCUGGCAGAGAGGGAGGGGCUGAAGCUGCAGAUUCGAAGACCAUGGGGGUGGAGUUUUGGAUUCUUCUGA
Ceraceosorus bombacis is the source of this 1926-nucleotide messenger RNA. Lineage: Eukaryota; Fungi; Basidiomycota; Exobasidiomycetes; Ceraceosorales; Ceraceosoraceae. The record is from the annotation of a GenBank genome assembly.